This is a messenger RNA of Myodes glareolus (Bank vole), 1660 nucleotides long. NCBI's taxonomy places the organism in Eukaryota, Metazoa, Chordata, Mammalia, Rodentia, Cricetidae. The record is from RefSeq and is a predicted model, not a curated record.
GGCGGAGCCUGCGACCUCUCCCGGGAUGGGACCUCCCAUUUCGGGGUGCCCUGCUAAUCCGAGACCCCAUGACUUUCCUGCCCGAGAAGCCCUCGCCCUGGGGACACUCCUAUCCUUGAGACACUCCUACCCCAGGGAAUGCCUCCAUUCUCCUCGCCCCUGCACUCCCCUUGACCUGGACCCGCCUUCUGUACACCUUGUCUUUGGAACACCCACUUGCCUUGUGACACUUCUAUCCCCUUUGACACCUGACUCUUGCAACCCCCCCCCCCCUGCCGCGCGCCAUGUCCUAUUCCUGCCCCUCCAACAUCCAUGCUCUCUGCACAGAGGUGCCGCCCGGUCCCUUAAUCCACUGUCCUGCCCGGCAGGGGUGAAUCGGCACUUCCACAUGAUUUGUAUUCGAGACAAGUUCAGCCAGAACAUUGGGCGCCAGGUGCCCUCCAAGGUCAUCUGGGACCAUCUGAGCACUAUGUACGACAUGCAGGCACUGCACGAGUCUGAGAUUCUUCCAUUCCCAAACCCAGAGAGGAACUUUGUCCUUCCCGAUGAGAUCAUUCAGGAGGUCCGAGAAGGAAAAGUGGUCAUUGAAGAGGAAAUGAAGGAGGAGAUGAAGGAGGAUGUGGACCCCCACAGUGGGGCUGAUGAUGUUUUUUCAUCUUCAGGGAGCUUGGGGAAAGCAUUAGAAAAAUCCAGCAAAGACAAGGAGAGGAACUCCUCAGACUUGGGGUGCAAAGAAGGGGCAGACAAGCGGAAACGCAGCCGGGUCACUGACAAGGUCCUGACUGCCAACAGCAAUCCUUCCAGCCCCAGUGCUGCCAAGAGGCGCCGAACAUAGACACCUCAGCCCCAGGUGGCCACAGCGAUGCUCCAGUGCCGCGAGCCCUCACUGCCUGUUCUCAGGGCCCUGGGUGAAUGUGACCAUCCAGCAGAGGUGCUAGUGGGGGCUUCUCCUGUGUCAGCAGACCAUCAGAGCACCUGAUUGGUCCAGCGUCCACUCUGCUUGGAUGGUGAAGCCUCUGAGCCAGCCUCUUGCUUUCUCCUGGUUGGUUCCCCCUGUGCCCACAGUGUGUGGAGAGGAGCAGGUGCAUCGGACCAGAGGACCGGGAGUCAGCAAGCAAUAAGUGGCUGCCCUCACUGCCCUUUGACGAGGGAGCCACCCAUCUUCCCUGGAUGCCCACUCUGCAUCCGCUUGUCCUAUGCGGCUCCAGUAUGCACCAGCAUCAGGAAAAGGUGUCUUUGGAGUUCACCCAGCACACACUGUGCACAGAAGGCCUCCCUCAUCUGGGAAACAGAACUGGAUAUUUUGCCUCAUUCACUUGUACUGUAACAAUGUAUAUAAUUCGGUUGGUAUUUCACUAUUUAAUUUUUAAGAAGCCUAUUUUACUAGUGUUUUGUAUGAAGAAAAAUACUGCAGAAGUUAAACUUGUGAUGUGUUUUUUCUGAGAUGUUUUGUUUUAAGGUAACUACUGAGAUACCUCUGGCCCUGUUUUUAUAUGCCAGAUACAGAAAUUUUUAGCGGUUAUUUUUGUAAUUUUAGUAACUUGGAAAAGACCAAUUAAGGACAUGGAAUAAAGGCAUAGCCAUCAGACUGAAGAGCCACUGACCUGAUGAUUGAAAUACACUUUCAUUUGAAAAACAUUAAAGCAUUAAAAAAAAGUCA